AUGAUAUUCUCCUGGAUAGCACAGUGUUUGGGCACAGUGCUAGGACCGGACGGCGAUUAUAUCGCCGCGCGCGAUGUGACACAUGUCGUUCAAGUUCUCAACGUUUGGGACAAAGGCGCCCUGAUCAAGGUUCGGACCGUUACCGGCGAAGAGCGGAUUGUUUACAGCCCACUCUUAGAGUUGGAGUGGAUGCUGUGGGAAGCGGGGUCGGCUAAGAAAAACCUUCCCCUGGACUCUAAAGCCCUCAACCAUAAUGGGACUUACGGGGACGGUCGGAAGACUAUAGAUGACCCUGAAACUGUCGAGAGGGUUGAGACGUACCAAGGCAUCGAACAUGCUGGAGGAAGGUGCCUGGUCUGGGCUGAAGUAGUUCCGAAUAUACCUGUCAAGGUGAUUUUCCCGAGCUUACGCGACUACUCACGAUGUCAGGGAGCCGAGCGGUAA
Molecule: messenger RNA, 444 nt
Organism: Trichophyton rubrum CBS 118892
Lineage: Eukaryota; Fungi; Ascomycota; Eurotiomycetes; Onygenales; Arthrodermataceae
Exons: 3
Coding region: 1-444 (147 amino acids)
Source: RefSeq, a predicted model, not a curated record